CCGGGUCGCUUUGCCGCCGGCUCUGUCGCGUUGGGACCCGUACGGUUACCAGAAAUCUUCAGGGGGACGCCAGGGGACCCAAGAAACCCCAAAAUGGAUUCUGUGGCCUUUGAGGAUGUAAGUGUGAAAUUCACCCUGGAGGAGUGGGCUUUACUGGAUUCUUCACAGAAGAAACUCUACAGAGAUGUGAUGAGGGAAACCUUCAGGAACUUGGCCUCCAUAGGAGAAAUAUGCAAAGACCAUGACAUUGAAAGUCAAUAUGAAAAUCAUGGGACAAAUUUAAGGCAUAUGAGAUCUCACACUACACCCAAACCAUAUGAGUAUCAGGAAUAUGAAGAAAAGCCAUAUAAAUGUAAGGAAUGUGGGAAAGCUUUCAAGUAUCGUCAGUCCUUUCAAAGGCAUGAAAAGAUUCACACUGGAGUGAAGCCUUAUAUAUGUAAGCACUGUGGUAAAGCUUUCAGUUUUCUCAGUUAUUGUCGAACUCAUGAACUAUCUCACACAGGAGAGAAACCGUAUAAAUGUAAGCAAUGUGGUAAAGCUUUCAUUUGUCCCAGUUACUUCAGAAAACAUGAAAGAACACAUACGGGAGACAAACCAUAUAAAUGUAAGCAGUGUGGUAAAGCCUUCAGCUGCUUUACAUCCUUUCAAAGCCAUGAAAGGAGACACAGUGGAGAAAAGCCCUAUGAAUGUAAAAAAUGUGGCAAAGCCUUCACUUGUCCAAGUUACUUACGAAAACAUAAAAGAAUUCAUACUGGAGAGAAACCCUAUGAAUGUAAGCAGUGUGGUAAAGCCUUCAGUUGUCCCAGAUCCUUUCGAAGUCAUGAAAGGAGACACAGUGGAGAAAAGCCCUAUGAAUGUAAAAUAUGUGGCAAAUCCUUCAGUUGUCCAAGUUAUUUUCGAAAACAUAAACAAAGUCAUACUGGAGAAAAACUCUAUGAAUGUAAGGAAUGUGGGAAGUCCUUCAGUUGUCCAAGUUACUUUCGAAAACAUGAAAGAAAUCAUACUGCAGAGAAACCCUAUGAGUGUAAGGAAUGUGGGAAAGCUUUGAGUUCUCUUACCAACUUUCAAAGACACAUGAUGAAGCACACCGGAGAUGGGCCUUACAAAUGUAAGGAGUGUGGGAAGGUUUUUGAUUGUCCAAAUUACUUUCAAUAUCAUGAAAGCACACAUAGUGGAGAAAAGCCAUAUGAAUGUAAGGAAUGUGGUAAAUCCUUCAGUACUCCCAGAUCCCUUCAAAAUCAUGUAAGAACUCAUACCAGAAAAAAACCCCAUGAGUGUAAGGAAUGCGGUAAAGCCUUCAGUUUUCCCUGUUUCCUUCAAAAACAUGAAAGAAGUCAUACUGGGGAGAAACCCUAUGAAUGUAAGCAAUGUGGGAAGGCCUUCACUUGUCGCAGUUCCAUUAAAAAACAUGAAAGAACUCAUAGUGGAGAGAAGCCCUAUGAAUGUAAGGAAUGUGGGAAAGCCUUCAUUUCCCUUUCCAAUGUUCGAAGACAUAUGAUAAAGCACACUGGAGAUGGGCCUUGUAAAUGUGAGGAAUGUGGGAAAGCCUUUGAUUGUCCUAGUUCAUUACGAACACAUGAAAGAACUCACACUGGAGAGAAACCCUAUCAGUGUAAAAAGUGUGGUAAAGCCUUCAGUCGUGCCAGUUCUUUACGAAGUCAUGAAAGAGCUCAUAACUAAGAAAAAGUCUGAAUAUAAGGAAUGUGUGAGAACCUUUUGUGGACACAUAAGAAUGCACACUGGAGAGAUACCCUAUGUGGCAAGCCUUUAGCUAUCUCAUUUCCUUGGGAAGCCACACCCAAAAACAGACAAACAAAAACCUCACAGUGGAAAAAGUUCUAAAAGUAAACAAUAUAGGAAAACCUUCACUUGUCUCAAAUCCCUACAAAACCAUGUGAGAAUGAAUACUGAGUGGAAACUGU
Myotis lucifugus (little brown bat) is the source of this 1922-nucleotide messenger RNA. RefSeq names its product zinc finger protein 791-like. The record is from RefSeq and is a predicted model, not a curated record. Gene Ontology annotation, cellular component: nucleus. The transcript is spliced from 4 exons. Gene Ontology annotation, biological process: regulation of transcription by RNA polymerase II. Gene Ontology annotation, molecular function: RNA polymerase II transcription regulatory region sequence-specific DNA binding; DNA-binding transcription factor activity, RNA polymerase II-specific. Lineage: Eukaryota; Metazoa; Chordata; Mammalia; Chiroptera; Vespertilionidae.